This is a messenger RNA of Solanum tuberosum (potato), 784 nucleotides long. Its product is annotated as RING-H2 finger protein ATL8-like. The transcript has a single exon. The coding region runs from base 230 to 766 and encodes 178 amino acids. The record is from RefSeq and is a predicted model, not a curated record. NCBI's taxonomy places the organism in Eukaryota, Viridiplantae, Streptophyta, Magnoliopsida, Solanales, Solanaceae.
UAAUAUUUUAAACGCUCUUAACAAAAUUCAUAACUUCGUCACGAUAUCUAACUAUCGUUUAAGUAUCGUCGUUUUAGAUGAUUUUGAACAAUACUCACCGUAUCAACUAACUUUUUAGUUUCAAACAGUCCAACUACUCCAUCUGCUCCACAUAUAUAUACCGACAUUUCAAUCUUUUUUUCUGAAAUUGAAAACCCUAACCCCUCAAUUAUUACCCUCUUUCUAAAUUAUGACUCGCCGGUUUAGAUUUCUGCUAACUUCUAACUCCUCCUCCACUUCGCCGGCGGCGGAGGAAGCGGAGCCACCGUCAGCCACGGCAGCGGAGUCCGACUUCAUCGUUAUACUUGCUGCUCUACUCUGUGCAGUAAUCUGUGUUUCCGGACUCAUCGUAGUAGCUCGUUGCACUUGGCUUCGGCGGGACCCACCGGAAAAUCCACCGCCGGUGAAGAAUAAAGGCUUGAAGAAGAAAGUUCUUAAGUAUUUACCGAAAUUCAAGUAUGAUCCGUCGAACGGUGAGCUGCCGUUCGCGGCGGAGUGCGCGAUUUGUCUGGUGGAGUACGUAGAGGGAGAUGAAAUUCGAGUGUUGCCGAAUUGUGGCCACCGGUUUCACCUCCAGUGUGUGGACACGUGGCUUUUGACGAACUCGUCGUGUCCUUCCUGCCGGCAGAUUCUCGUCGUUGCUCGUGCUCGGUGCCGGAAGUGCGGCGAAGUUCCUGCAAUUUCCGGCGAAUCUUCUGACGGAGGUCAAAUUCUAACGCCGGUGUAGUCUACAACUUCCGGUAGG